CAUUAAAAAAAGAGACAGCUAGUGGUUGCCCGGGAGGGGUGGCGGGGGCCGUGCCCGGAAAUAAUCUCUAUUCUCAGUCACCGGGAAUUGGCGAGGUAUCCUCUACGGUGGAGAGACUUGGAAUGGCCAAAUAUCAAGGUGAAGUUCAAAGUUUGAAAUUGGAUGAUGAUUCAGUCAUAGAAGGAGUAAGUGACCAAGUGCUUGUGGCAGUUGUGGUCAGUUUCGCUUUGAUUGCUACCCUGGUAUAUGCACUUUUCAGAAAUGCACAUCAGAACAUUCACCCAGAAAACCAAGAGCUAGUAAGGGUGCUUCGGGAGCAACUUCAAACAGAACAGGAUGCCCCUGCUGCUGCUCGACAGCAGUUCUACACUGACAUGUACUGUCCAAUCUGUUUACAUCAAGCCGCCUUCCCUGUUGAAACAAACUGUGGGCAUCUUUUUUGUGGUACCUGCAUUAUUGCAUACUGGCGAUAUGGUUCCUGGCUUGGGGCAAUCAGUUGUCCAAUCUGUAGACAAACGGUGACUUUACUGCUAACAGUAUUUGGUGAAAAUGACCAAUCUCAGGAUGUUGUAUCAUUGCGCCAGGAUAUUAAUGAUUAUAACCGGAGAUUCUCAGGGCAGCCCAGAUCUAUUAUGGAAAGAAUUAUGGAUCUACCCACUUUACUGAGGCAUGCAUUCAGGGAAAUGUUUUCAGUCGGGGGCCUUUUCUGGAUGUUCCGCAUCAGGAUAAUACUUUGUUUAAUGGGAGCUUUUUUCUAUCUUAUAUCACCUCUAGAUUUUGUACCUGAAGCCCUGUUUGGAAUUCUAGGCUUUCUAGAUGAUUUCUUUGUUAUCUUUUUGUUGCUCAUCUACAUCUCUAUUAUGUAUCGAGAAGUGAUAACACAGAGGCUAAACAGGUGAAAAAAUGUGUUUACUAAAAAUAUGUGUGAAACCAGACAGAAGGGCCCAUGGCAGUAUACAGUAUUUGAAUAUUAUUGUACAAGCUUAAAACCAUGUAUGACAAACAUUUGAUUUCAUUUGGCAAAUGCCUACCAAGAUAUGACUGGAAUUUUUACGUUACAGGUUCUAAUAUUAAGGAUAGAAUUAUAAUAAUUUACAAUUAUAUCUUGAUUCUGUGUUGUCUAUAAAGUCUCUGGAAAAAAACAUAGAAUUAUAUAAAAAGGGAUGAUUUUAUAUCUUUCUUUUUCCAAAAAUUAGAUUAAUUGGAUGUAUAGUAAGAUAUUGUUUUACAGUUUAUCCAAUUUCUCCUCAGUGUGUACCUAUAUGAUAAUAAAUUGCUAUGAGAUGCAUCUAAUUAUUUUUGUUACAAUAAAAUGUUGUACAAUA
Molecule: messenger RNA, 1325 nt
Organism: Odobenus rosmarus divergens (Pacific walrus)
Lineage: Eukaryota; Metazoa; Chordata; Mammalia; Carnivora; Odobenidae
Gene: RNF170
Product: ring finger protein 170
Exons: 7
Coding region: 123-899 (258 amino acids)
Molecular function (GO): ubiquitin protein ligase activity
Source: RefSeq, a predicted model, not a curated record